AUGAAGAAAAGUGUCACUAGACUGGAGGAGAGAAUUACAAAUCUCACAUCAGUGUCUGUCCUGAGGUUGGUGUUGCUGGGGAAAAGUGUGCUUGAGAAUAGAAGAGUGGGAAACUUCAUCCUGGGAAAAGCUGCAUUUGAUGUAAAAGCCACUACAGCACUGGUUGAACAGCACAGUGAAAAAGUCAGAGGACAUGUGCAGGGACGACCCAUCACAGUCAUCAACACUCCUGACUUGUUUCAUCCUCAACUCUCACAUCAUCAGCUCUCAGUGGCAGUGAAAGAGUGUGCAUCCCUGUCUGCUCCAGGACCUCAUGUGUUUAUACUGGUGCUGCAGCCUGACAGCUUCACAGAAGAGGACAGACACCAUGUGACAGCCAUAAUGAACAAAUUCGGUACUGAAGCAAUGAACUACACCAUUGUGCUGACUACAGGAAAAAGUCCAAUACAUGCCAGAGCAUGGGAUGUGAAUAAGAGUGGCCCUGUACAGGCAAUCAUCAGAUCCUGCAGCAUGAGACAUCACGUAUUCAACAACCUUUAUAGAUUUGACCGGCAUCAGGUCCUACAGCUCAUAGAGAAGAUAGACCAGAUGCUGGAGGAGAAUGGUGGUCCUUAUUUCUCCUGUGAGCAAUCUAAGCAAAUAUCACAUGUGAACAAACCCACAGUGAAAAGAAAACCUGUGGAUUUGACCUGGGGGAAAGAGAAACUGCACAACACACGAAGAGAUACAUGGACGAGGGAACAGGAAAACAGCAACAAAGAAGAGGGAGAUGAGAAGAAUGAGAAAGUGUCUGUCCUGAGGUUGGUGUUGCUGGGGAAAAGUGUGUUGGAAAAUAGAACAGUGGGAAACUUCAUCCUGGGAAAAGCUGCAUUUGAUGUAAAAGCCACUACAGCACUGGUUGAACAGCACAACGAAAGAGUCAGAGGACAUGUGCAGGGACGACCCAUGAAAGUGGUCAACACUCCUGACCUGUUUCAUCCUCAACUCUCACAUCAUCAGCUCUCAGUGGCAGUGAAAGAAUGUGUGUCCCUGUCUGCUCCAGGACCUCAUGUAUUUAUACUGGUGCUGCAGCCUGACAGCUUCACAGAAGAGGACAGACACCAUGUGACAGCCAUAAUGAACAAAUUCGGUACUGAAGCAAUGAACUACACCAUUGUGCUGACUACAGGAAAAAGUCCAAUACAUGCCAGAGCAUGGGAUGUGAAUAAGAGUGGCCCUGUACAGGCAAUCAUCAGAUCCUGCAGCAUGAGACAUCACGUAUUCAACAACCUUUAUAGAUUUGACCGGCAUCAGGUCCUACAGCUCAUAGAGAAGAUAGACCGGAUGCUGGAGGAGAAUGGUGGUCCUUAUUUCUCCUGUGAGCAAUCUAAGCAAAUAUCAGAGGGAACGGUUCAACAUGUGAACAAACCUGGAAGGGAAGAGGGGGAUGAGAAGAACGAGAAAGACCUGCAGCGCUGUGAUUUCACAGUGGCACUGAUUGGGAGUGAUGCUGCUGUCAAGUAUGGAGGAGAAAACAUUCUACUGGGGGAAGAGGAACUUUAUCUGGACCAGUCUGAUCUCUGUCAGAUCACACCCAAAACUAAAGAGGUGUCUGGACGCCAUGUCUCAGUGAUCAACAUGCUUGGGCUGCAUGAACUUCCCCAGCAGUCGACUGACACUCACAUCAGCCACUUACUGAGAGACCACGAAAUCCAUGUCUUCCUCUAUGUCUUACCCUUAGGCCUGCUCACAGAUGAGGAUAAGAUGGGCCUGGAAUGGCUACAGAGAACAUUUGGUGAAAAGUCUCUGGAUGUUGUGAUGAUCCUCUUCACCUAUGAGACUGAAGAUCAAAAAGACACAGUCAUAGAUGAUCUGAAGAAAAAUGCUAUUCUUGAACAGAUAGUUCAGAAAUGUGGAGGCAGGUAUCACACCUGUGAUAAAAGUAUGAACAACCAAUCAGAGAUGAGAACACUGCUAGAGAAGAUUGACAGACUGGUCUGUGAAAACAAAGGCUGUUAUCGAUUGAAGACGUAUAAUGGAGAGCAAAAAAAAAUGCAAAAGCUGAAACAACACAACCAAAAUCCCACAAUCAACAAAGGGAACAAAAGCUCAUCAGAGCCAAAAACAGAACUGCAAGAAGAGAUAUCAAAGGAAAGAGAAGAGAGGAUAAAUGAAGAGGCUAAAAGACCAGAGAUACAGGAUCUUAUGAACAGACUCAAUCUUAAGGGACAUCUUCAACAUAAACUGACCACCGCAGAUGUUCUGGAAAUAAAUAGGUUGUUGUUUGAGAUAAAAAAGUCACAGACAGAGACAGACCUGGUCGACAUAUUCCUACAGAAACUGCUGACAAUGGACUACAGAGCAAGAUACACUGUCAUUAGAGAAAAAAACACUCAGAUAGAUCUAACGAAACCAUGUACGGAGAAUGUGAAUGAGGAAAUGGGAGAUGGGGGUGACUUUGAUGCUCUAAUGAAUGUAAGGAAUUCUGAUGAUUAUGAGAACAGAGAACAGUCCAAUAUCCACCCCAUGGAUGUUCAGAUGGCCGUGUUUCACUGUGCUGACAAGUUCCUCCAGCAGUUUAUGGUAACUAAACUGUCACAGUGUCAGUAUGCCCUGCCUCUGCUUGUGCCCAAUCCCUUCACCCAACAAAUUGAGUUUCCUCUCUGGACAUUUCGCCAGAUCAAGAAAAGCUGGACAGUAACUGACAUUUCUUGUAAAGCAGCCAGCAGAACUAAGCCAGUCUACAAGGCAGAAACACCAAUGGUGUCCUUCGUCAGGCUUGGCCCUGUUGCUUCAUCCAAGUCUCAGCUGAUGAACAGUCUGAUAAAUGAAAAACACAACACAUUCUUUCACAGGCACUGCCCUGGCAGCAGUAAGACACGCCUUCUGAUGGAUGGAGUUGUGGAGAUUGCCUGGUAUUGUCCCUCUGGAAAAGACACUGAUCAUUUUACUGAUUGUGUUGCAUUCUGUAAUCUCCAUGGAGAUGCUGAGGUAUAUGAGAAACAGCGAGAAAUUCUGACUGAAAAGGCCUCGGUGAAUGUUGUCCUUUACCCUGAUCUAGAUGAAAAGGGAAAGACUUUACUACAGAGGCUCUACAGUUCCCAAACACCUCUUAUUUGCCUUCUCAGUGAAAACAACUCCACUGUAACCAGGAUUAAGGCAGGAAAGUACAGAAUGGGACUGAAGGACAGAAAUCAGUCUGAGGUGUCUGCAGAACUAGGAAGUGCCAUCAGAGAGUGUCUGUCAAUGACACCUCAUACUUUCAAAGUGGAGGAUAUGGCCAGAGAUACACAGAUCAGAGUAGAUGAAGAAGAUGAGGACUGUAAGAGAGGGAAGAAAGCUGCUCUCCAGAUACUGAACCUGCUGGAGGGAGAGGAGCUGUCCUCUAUAAAACAGAAAUAUCUGCCCUGUCAGGGUAAACUGUGGCAUGACUGGUGUCAAAAGAAUAAAAAACUACAUCGACUUCAGGAAUAUAACACAGAGAUGAACAACAGCAAAAUACAGACAGAAAUGAAGGCGCUGAGAAAUACACAGAGGCAAUGUAAUGUCAGUGAACUCAUUCGACUGUUUACUCAAGGUUUAUGUUCACUGACCAAAAAUGGGAAAACAUUCUUUCUGAAAUGGCUUGGAAUCCUGUUGGAUGACUUGACUACAGAAAAACUCUCUGAUCUCCACUAUGACACUGAGCAGGCAAAACUGGAAAAAAUAUCAGACAAAUUAUGUGUUGCAACAUUUGGCCUAGAACACAUUGUUAGGGAAGCAGGACAGAUUUAUGAAGCCUGGGCAUCAGUCAAGAAAACAAAGGGAUUGAGAGAUGACACAGGCUUGUCUUACCUUCCUGCUUUAGCUGCAGAACUCAUGAUGUCUGGACACCCAAUGGAGCUGAUGGAUGGAGAUGCUGCUCAUGUUCCUUUAAUCUGGGUCACUGCUGUUCUAGAUGAGGUCAUCAAGAGACUGGGAGACCAGAGAGUUUUUGUGCUGUCAGUUUUGGGAAUCCAGAGCACUGGGAAAUCCACAAUGCUGAAUGCCAUGUUUGGACUCCAGUUUGCAGUCAGUGCUGGUAGGUGCACCAGAGGAGCUUUCAUGCAGCUGGUCAGAGUCACAGAGGAGAUGAAGGAAGAACUGAAAUUUGACUACAUUCUAGUUGUUGACACUGAGGGACUUAGAGCUCUGGAACUGGCUGGGAGAUCCACACAGCACCAUGACAAUGAACUAGCCACAUUUGUUGUUGGUCUUGGAAACAUGACAUUGAUCAAUAUCUUUGGAGAGAACCCUGCUGAUAUGCAGGACAUCCUUCAGAUUGUAGUUCAGGCCUUCCUGAGGAUGAAGAAGGUCAGACUGUCUCCCAGCUGUGUGUUUGUCCAUCAGAAUGUUGGAGACAUCAGAGCUGGAGAGAAAAACAUGGAGGGAAAAAGACGCCUGCAGGAGAAACUGGAUGAGAUGACAAAGUUAGCUGCUAAAGAAGAAGACAGUAACGCAGAGUGUUUCAGUGAUGUCAUUGCCUUUGAUGUGAAGAGAGAUGUGAAAUACUUUGCUCAGCUGUGGGAAGGCAGCCCACCCAUGGCUCCACCAAACCCAUCAUACAGUGAAAACAUUCAGGAGCUAAAGAGACACAUUUUAUCCCAAAGUUCAAAAUCCUCUGGUAUGACGCUCUCACAGUUCAAAACAACUAUCUGUAAUCUGUGGAAUGCAUUACUGAACGAGAAUUUUGUUUUCAGCUUCAAAAACACCCAGGAGAUUGCUGUGUAUAGGAAAUUGGAAACUCAGUAUGGGAAAUGGGCCUGGAGCCUCAGGAGUGCCAUGCUGACUAUUGAGAACAAACUACAGAACAGAAUAGAAAAUGAAAAACUGACCGAUGUUGAGGAAAAAGAGCUGGUGUUAGGCAUGAGAAAGACCAAAGAGGAAGUGGACAAAUCAGUGAAGCAGUACUUUGAGGAAGAUGGAGAUAAAGACAUUUUGAUUCAGUGGAGAGGGAGAUUUGAAAACAAAAUAUGUGAGCUUUACGAUGAGCUGAUGAAAGAAACAAGAAGAAAACUAAAUGAGCUCAUAGAACAGAAGAAAGCCUGUAAGAAGUUAAAUGAGAAGAAGGUAGAGUAUGAAAAGAGGCUCUUUGAAAUGAGUAAGGAGCUUGCUCUGAGUCUGAAAAACAAAGAACACAAUGAGAAUGUUCUCAGGAAGAAAUUUGAUGAGGUCUGGAGCAAGUGGGUCACCGAUUUGACCAAAGACACACCCUUAGUGAAGGAUAUUAAUGUCUGGCAGGAUGUGAUAAGAAUCCUGUGUGAACAGUAUGAACGCUCUCUUGUGUGUGAAAGGGAAGAAAUGAAGGAUUAUAAACACCUUUCUCACAUUGGUAACUAUUCUGACUAUAUUAUUUACAAGAACAAAUUUAAACCCUCUAAGCAGAAACCCUCAAAGAGGGCUGUUUUAUCCAUGGAAGAUCAAAGCUCUAUAAAGGCAUUCAUCAAUGCUACCAUCAAAAAAACAGAGAGAAACAUAAAAACGAAACCCAUUACAAGGCUGGGCUAUCACCACAGUUACAUCCAAGAAAUAACAGACUCGGUCAGACAGAACGUGAAGGAAUAUGAAUCAGGGUUAGAGGAGUAUGUGUUCAAAAAGGAGUUCACAGUGGAUCUCUCACUCUGUGUGUGUGACCUCGCAGCUCAAGAAUUUACACAACUCCACAAGGAAUUCAAGAAUUCAAAUGAUGCAAGAGCUUACCUGGAGAAUCAGAAACCCCAAUACUACAGUGUCUUUAAGAACUCUUGCAAGGGUGCAACAUCUACAGCUGUGUUUGGUGAGUUUAUCUGCAGCAAACUAGAACCUUCCAUCCUACAGGCAGUUUAUGACAAAACUGCCAUUGAUUUGGCACAUGAGAUGAAGUCUAACGCUUCAGCAUUUAAUGGGAACAGAUCAAACCUGGAGAAACACAUUCUGAGGUCACUGGCAGCAGAAGAAAAGUUUCAGAAGUUCAUGAUAUACAUUCACAACCCAGAAAAACACUUCAAACAAUUCAUCACAAAAGAGGUCAACAAAUACAUUCUCCAAAAAAAUAAUCAAACUGUCCUUGGCAUCAUUAUAGGCAAUCUCAAACUCAAACAGCAGUGUAUAAUCAGUGCAGUACAUUCAGCAACACAGGAGGUGAAAAACAACUGUGGGGAUGCCAAUAAGUGGCUGAGUAGUUUCUCUGACAGAUUGAAGGAUGAACUGAAAUUCACAGAAAAGUCUGGUGCUGACCUCAAAGAUGUAAAAGAUUUUAUUUUUCUUGAGAAAGUGAUAAAAGAGGGCCUUGAUAAGAUCAAAAACAAAUUAGAGAAGAAUUUUAAAGGGUCUCCUCUCAAAAUGGAGAUGUUCAGGGAGAGGCCUGAAGAGAUUCUGAUCAAACACUUCUGUCGGUGCUGCUGGGUGCAGUGUCCCUUCUGUAAAGCCAUCUGUACCAACACUAUAGAGGGACAUCCUGGAGAUCACAGUGUCCCUUUCCAUCGCUCACCUGCAGUCAAUGGUGUUUCUUAUAGAGAUACAACCUACUUUUCCCUUGCAUUUUGCACAACUCAGGUAGCCAGUGAUAAUUCCUUCUACCCAUCCUCAGAGUCAAAUGAGAAAUUCCCAUAUAAGGAAUACAGAAAAGCAGGCCCCUGGUUUGCUGACUGGAGCAUCACCCCUGACCUCUCUGAGCUAGCAUACUGGAAGUGGUUUGUGAGUCAUUUUCAGACUAACUUAGAAAAACACUACAACUUCACAUUCCAGAACCUGGGUGAGAUUCCUAAAGAAUGGAGGGAGUACACAAAACAGGAUGCCUUCGACAGUUUGGAUAAAUACAUCUAA
Chanos chanos (milkfish) is the source of this 6801-nucleotide messenger RNA. RefSeq names its product interferon-induced very large GTPase 1-like. Lineage: Eukaryota; Metazoa; Chordata; Actinopteri; Gonorynchiformes; Chanidae. The coding region runs from base 1 to 6801 and encodes 2266 amino acids. Gene Ontology annotation, molecular function: GTP binding. The record is from RefSeq and is a predicted model, not a curated record. The transcript has 7 exons.